UUACUCCUUAACCUUGUCUGGAGUGGAGUUUUAACUUUUUCCUGUUCCAAAUAAUAGUGGUUGGUAACCAUUCACGUCUAAGAAAAUGCUUUCGGACACCAAGUUUGAUUUUGAUAUUACAAAAUCCAGUGGAAUAGAAAGAGCCUUUUCAUGGAGUGACGUAUAUUCUUUAACCAGACAUGCAAACACAGUACUUUGUUUGGUUUGACACCAUAAUGUAUACUGAAGCAAUGCUUAACCAAGGGAUUGGAGUUUCAGUGACAAUUUGGGAAUUGGCACCAACAUAUUCUGAAGUCACGAGAAUACUGAGACAACUAGAGGAGGCCCAAACCCUACAUCAAACCUCUACCGAACACCUCUAAACAUUGACUCCAUGAAUGGCUUGCUCUUCAACUAAUCGAUUACUCUAAUAUAUAAUGAGUAGCACACUUCAUGUCUCUCCCUUCUCUGAAAUUCUGACAACAGUCAUCUUGUUCAUAAAAAAAUGGCUCAGUGGCAAUGUUAACCAAUUGAACCUCUUUAAGCUUGCUUUGAUGGGUUUAAGUGUGCGGUUGAACUGUAUAUAUGUGGGUAGUCCGGUACUUGAUUCACUUGCAACAAGGUAAAAGGGUCUUCGUACGUUACAACCAAUUCUACUAGCAUAUUUAUCAGCAUCUCCUCUUGGAUGGGAACUGUGGGUGUUGCAGGAGGAGGUUCCACAAAAGUGGCCAACCCAGGCAAAGCUACAAUUUUGGCUCUUGGAAAGGCAUUCCCUCACCAGCUUGUUAUGCAAGAUUAUCUCGUUGAUGGGUACUUUAGAGACACCAACUGUGACGAUCCUGUCCUCAAGCAGAAGCUUACUCGACUCUGCAAGACAACGACAGUUAAAACGAGGUAUGUUGUGAUGUCAGAAGAGAUCCUAAAGAAGUACCCGGAGCUUGCGGUUGAAGGCUUACCCACUGUAAAGCAAAGGCUAGAUAUCUGUAAUGAUGCCGUCACAAGAAUGGCUGUCGAAGCUUCGCAAGCUUGCCUCAAGAAUUGGGGCAGGUCUCCUUCAGAUAUAACCCACUUAGUCUAUGUCUCAUCAAGUGAAGCUCGGCUGCCCGGCGGCGAUCUUUACCUAGCAAAAGGCCUCGGGCUUAGUCCUGAGACUCAAAGGGUCAUGCUGUAUUUUGUGGGCUGCUCUGGAGGGGUUGCUGGCCUUCGAGUUGCAAAGGACAUUGCUGAAAACAAUCCUGGGAGCCGGGUUUUGCUUGCAACUUCUGAAACUACCAUUAUAGGGUUCAAGCCGCCAAGUGCAGAGAGACCAUAUGAUCUGGUUGGUGUUGCACUCUUUGGAGAUGGUGCAGGAGCCAUGAUCAUUGGCUCAGACCCAGUUUUAGGCUAUGAAAAACCUCUCUUUGAACUGCAUACAGCAAUACAACAAUUCCUACCAAACACCGAGAAAACAAUUGAUGGACGGCUGACAGAAGAGGGGAUCAGCUUCAAACUAGCAAGGGAGCUUCCUCAGAUAAUUGAAGAUAACAUUGAAGGAUUCUGUAAGAAGUUGAUGGAAGUUGUUGGGUUUCCUGACAAGGAAUACAAUAAGAUGUUUUGGGCAGUUCAUCCGGGUGGACCUGCAAUCUUGAAUCGGAUGGAAAAGCGGCUUGACUUGUCACCAGAGAAGCUAAAUGCAAGUAGACGAGCUUUAAUGGAUUAUGGCAAUGCUAGCAGCAAUACCAUUGUGUAUGUGCUGGAGUACAUGAUAGAAGAGAGCCUUAAGAUGAAGAAGGAAAGCCAAGGGGAUGAUGGUGAAUGGGGCCUGAUACUGGCUUUUGGACCUGGGAUUUCCUUUGAGGGAGUUCUAGCAAGGAACCUCACUGUCUAGUGUGAGAAUAUUGCCGUUUCUCACAUAUAACUUGAAACUUCCAUUUCAACAGAUCAUUGUAUUCCAAAAUCUAUAGAUCCAUAUUCUCUGGCAAAAUAAGAUUUGUUAAUUUAAUGAGUUA
Messenger RNA from Juglans microcarpa x Juglans regia, 1967 nucleotides. RefSeq names its product type III polyketide synthase B-like. Gene Ontology annotation, molecular function: acyltransferase activity, transferring groups other than amino-acyl groups. Lineage: Eukaryota; Viridiplantae; Streptophyta; Magnoliopsida; Fagales; Juglandaceae. Gene Ontology annotation, biological process: polyketide biosynthetic process. Bases 665 to 1846 code for a protein of 393 amino acids. The transcript has 2 exons. The record is from RefSeq and is a predicted model, not a curated record.